Molecule: messenger RNA, 936 nt
Organism: Nanorana parkeri
Lineage: Eukaryota; Metazoa; Chordata; Amphibia; Anura; Dicroglossidae
Product: fetuin-B-like
Exons: 8
Coding region: 1-936 (311 amino acids)
Biological process (GO): negative regulation of endopeptidase activity
Cellular component (GO): extracellular region
Molecular function (GO): cysteine-type endopeptidase inhibitor activity
Source: RefSeq, a predicted model, not a curated record
AUGACGAGAGGACCAAAUCAGGAGAGCAUCCUGCUGCUUUGUAAAUGCAUUACAGUGAAUGACCUUGGUCGCUCUAGGACGAAAAUGUGUUACCGACAGGAUCACCAGAUCCUGAGAGGACCCCUCCACUGGACAGCCAAUAAGAAGUGUGAACGUUACACAGGCAGUAACGUGGACACCCAAAGAAGGACCUUGCAAGAACUAGCAGGCAAAAACCGUGGUAAUCCAGAACCUGAACUAACCUCCAUUGCUUGCAAUGACACACAAGCAGAGGCUGCUGCAGAUUUGUCUCUGCGGCAGUUAAAUGCACAUCGGAGGCGUGGGUUUGUCUUUGGGCUCAAUCGAAUUACCAAUGUGCAAGAACAAUUUGAUGAGGAAAAUGGAUCUGUAUUUUACCUUACACUGGAUGUGUUGGAAACAGACUGUCAUGUCCUGAGCCGCAAACUGUGGAAUGACUGCCAACCCAAGCCCAGUUAUGAGGCUGUUUUUGGAGAGUGCAAGGUGACAUUUCAACUUAGCAAACCAAAAAGGAUUGCUCACCUCCAUAAUUACGACUGCGUUUUGACUCCAGGGAGGCGUAUUGGCUGUGGUGGCUGUCUUUUCCCCCAGCCACUCAAUGACACCAACUUUGUUGAAGUUGCAAAGAAUAGUCUGGGGAAAUUCAACAGUGAGAGCAACAACAUCAAAUACUUCCUUCUUGGAAAUAUUACAAAGGCAGCAAGCCAGGUAGUUGCCGGAAGAGCCUAUCAUGUGGAAUACACCAUUCAUGAAUCUUCCUGUAACAAAUCAACUGAGGACCCUUCCCAAUGUGAGCCUCUGAAUUGUGAAUUUGCACACACUGGUUACUGCAAGUCUUUUGCUGUAGCACACUGGAGCGCACCAGGUGACAAGCAAGUGAAAACGGUCUCCUGUGAUAUAUUUGAACCAGAGGUAUGA